This is a messenger RNA of Triticum turgidum subsp. durum (durum wheat), 957 nucleotides long. NCBI's taxonomy places the organism in Eukaryota, Viridiplantae, Streptophyta, Magnoliopsida, Poales, Poaceae. The record is from the annotation of a GenBank genome assembly.
AUGCUAGGUGUCUUUGUCCUGAUGAUUGCUGUGCCGGCUGUUGCUACGGAGAGAGCCAGUGCCAAGUUCGUCUUCACCAAUUUCAACACCGACAACAGCGCUGGAAUACACAGCCAUCUCUACAUCUUUCUCCUGGGGCUCCUCAUGAGCCAGUACACGCUCUUAGGAUACGACGCGUCGGCGCAUAUGACGGAGGAGACCAAGAACGCAGACAAGAACGGCCCGAUCGGGAUCAUCAGCGCCAUCGGCAUAUCGAUAGUGGUCGGCUGGGGAUACAUACUCGGCGUCACCUUCGCCGUCAAGGACAUACCCUCCCUGCUGAGCCCUGACAAUGAAGUGUCGAGUAGUCCCCCAAGUUAUUUCUCUUACAACGCCAUCGCCCAGGUCUUCUGCCAGGCCUUCAAGAGCCGCUAUGGCAGCGGCGUCGGUGGGAUCGUCUGCCUGGGGAUCGUCGCCGUCGCCAUUUACUUCUGCGGCAUGAGUUCCGUCACAACUUUCUCGAGAGACGGCGCGAUGCCGCUGUCAUCCGUGUGGCACAAAGUGAACAAGCACGAGGUGCCCAUGAACGCCGUCUGGCUCUCGGCUUUCGUCUCCCUCUGCAUGGCGUUGCCGUCGCUGGGAAGUCUGGUGGCGUUCCAGGCCAUGGUGUCGAUCGCCACGAUCGGGCUCUACAUCGCGUAUGCGCUGCCCAUCUUCUUCCGGGUGACGCUGGUGCGGAAGCACUUCGUGCCGGGACCCUUCAACCUCAGGCGCUACAGCGUGCUGGUGGGGUGGGUGGCCGUGCUCUGGGUGGUCACCAUCACCGUGCUCUUCUCGCUGCCGGUGAUGUACCCGGUGACCAGGGACACGCUCAACUACACGCCGGUCGCCGUCGGUGGGCUCUUCAUCCUCGUCCUGACGUCGUGGGUCGUGAGUGCCAGGCACUGGUUCAAGGGACCCGUCACUAAUUUGAGCUAG